Messenger RNA from Saccoglossus kowalevskii, 2615 nucleotides. Its product is annotated as voltage-dependent calcium channel subunit alpha-2/delta-1. Lineage: Eukaryota; Metazoa; Hemichordata; Enteropneusta; Harrimaniidae. Gene Ontology annotation, molecular function: voltage-gated calcium channel activity. Gene Ontology annotation, cellular component: voltage-gated calcium channel complex. The record is from RefSeq and is a predicted model, not a curated record.
CUCCACUAGAGCAGCUGGAAUUCAAGAUGGCGAUGCUGUCAACAUACCGUGUUCUUCUACUGGUGCUGUUGUUUUCCAAAACUGAGGCUUUCGUUCAUCCUCGACCAGCUGUUGUCAACGAGUGGUCUGCAAGAAUAGGUUUAUGGCUAACUGAACACAUACUGAACAAUGCCAGCGGAAUUGAAUAUUUAACUGAGAGGUACAAGAGUGAGAAUAUACCACUAGUGCCUGUACAUGGCGAGCAAAUUGUGACUGAGAUUGCCGAUAAUUGGGAGAAUUUGCUGGGGAAGAAAAUGACAGCACUUGAGCAUCUAGUUAGACACCUUGAAGAAGAAUGUUUAGUAUACAAAUAUGACCCAGAUAUCACACCGGAUGAUGUGGAGUACCAUCCAGCUAAAAAUGUUGAUUUAACGUUGGCUAAUAGCACCAAAUUUGGUCAGCCAGUGAACACAACAGCUAGUGUAGUUCAUAUACCAACAGACAUAUUUACAGGAGAUCCCAGGAUUUUGAAUGGAAUAAAAUGGACUAGUAAAUUGGACGAAGUGUAUAUUAGUAAUUACAAAGAAGAUCCCAGCUUGAUAUGGCAGUAUUUUGGCAGUGCCGAGGGAUACAUGAGAACUUAUCCAGCCCACAAUUGGAGUUUAGGCCCUCUAAUGAUAGAUGAGUACGAUGUAAGGAGGCGUACUUGGUAUAUUCAAGCUGCAGCAUCUCCCAAAGACAUGAUGAUUUUAAUUGAUGUGAGUGGCAGUGUACAUGGAUUGGUUCUUGAGCUUAUUAAAGCAUCAGCUGUUUCUUUAAUCGACACAUUGGGAGAAAAUGAUUUUGUAAACAUUGCAUCAUUUAAUGAAAGGGCUAGAUUUGUGAGCUGUUUUGAAACAUUUGUGCAAGCCAAUGAGAGGAAUAAAAAUGUCAUGAAAGAUAAAAUAAGAUUAUUGGUAGAUAAUGGUAUUGCCAGCUUCGACAUAGGUUUCACAUUUGCAUUUGAACAGUUUAAGAAAUUUAAAGAAACAUCAGCAUUUCAAGAAGAAAAUCAAGGUGCCAACUGUAGUCAAGUCAUCAUGCUUCUCACUGAUGGUGGUGAGCAGAGAGCUGAGGAAGUAUUCCGGAAUUAUAACCUUCCUAUUGAAACCCGCGUAUUCACGUAUGUUGUUGGACCACAAGUAACUUCGUCCGGUGGCGUCAAGUAUAUGGCUUGUGAAAAUGAAGGUUAUUUUAGUCGGAUACCUGCUGUUGGUGCUAUCAGACUUAACACACUGAAUUAUGUGAGAGUUUUGAGUCGUCCCAUGGCCUUGGAACGUGCCAGAGUUUAUCAAUGGUCUAAUAUCUAUCUUGAUGCUAUGGGUCUUGGAAUGAUGACAACUGUCACAUUGCCAGUGUACAACAGAACAACACCUGAAAAUCAACAGUUACUUGGUGUGACUGGUACUGAUGUCACCAUAGCUGACAUGGAGGAGCUUAUUCCUGAGUACAAGCUUGGACCUGCUAGUUAUGCGUUUGGUAUUAAUACAAAUGGAUAUAUUCUGAUCCAUCCUCGGCUCAAGGGACAGUUAGGUUACCUGAUAGAACCACCAAAUGUUGAUCUGUUAGAAGUUGAAUUGCCGACAGCAGAAAAAGAGCAGUUGAGAAAAGCUAUGAUUGAUGGCAAAAAUGGGACCAUUGUUACAGAAACCCUUCAUAGAAAUACAAAUGAGUUGUUAUUUGAGAGAUAUGUAUUUUUAAUAAAUAUGACCUACUGGUAUCGCUUUAUAAACAGUACAUCAUUCAGUAUGGCCAUUGCUCUUCCAUCAUUCAAUUUAUGGAGUAUGGAUUUAAAUAAUAGAAGUUUUAAUGAGUUUCAGACAAAAGAUCAGUUACACUCAGAUGACUGUUAUAUUCUUAUAGCACCGUGGAUGUUCUGUCCAGAUCAGAAACACAAUGCAACAGCUGAAGUAGUAGAUUCAUUCAUAUCUGAUUUUUUAGAAAAUCAUAAUAACUCAGAUUGUGACCAUGAGAUGUUAACAAGACUAUUGAUUGAUCUUUAUGCCACUGAAGAUUUGGAGCAGAAUUACUGGGUUGCUAAGUUCCCUGGGCAAGGAAAUGAUUCACUGGCAUCAUUGAUAGAGCUUGGUGUUGAGUCACUAAUUGUUGGUACUAUGGGUGGCCUCACAAGGAUAUACCCUAAAACAGUUGCCCUUGAAUUGAGUGAUGUGGAGUUGGAUAACCUACGUGAUCCAUGGAAGCAAGAUUAUUAUGAAAGAGCUUUGUAUAUCAAUGAUUAUGUUAUAUCAGUACCCCAUAAUAGUGGACGUAACAGAGACGACAAUUAUACGACAGUCGUCAGUGCCAGUAAAGCAGUGCGCUUAGAAAAAGAUGUCAUGCCAGCUGUGAUCAAAGUUACAUUACAACAAGAAUUUUUCAAUAUGGGCUGGAAAGAACAAACUGAUAAGCAUUUAAAUUGCUAUUUAUUGGACAAUGGUGGUUUUGUUGUUGCUAGCAACCAAGAGGAACAUGUUUCAUAUGUAAGUGCAAUAAUGGAUUGUGGCAUUGCAUAUGUUCACAAGUGUGCCUGUGUUUUGUUGUAUAGAUGUUUCUUUAAUCUAGUAAAUAUAUUUACCGGUAUUUUAUUUUUCCUCUAA